Cucurbita moschata (crookneck pumpkin) is the source of this 1575-nucleotide messenger RNA. Its product is annotated as acetyl-CoA acetyltransferase, cytosolic 1-like. Gene Ontology annotation, molecular function: acetyl-CoA C-acetyltransferase activity. The record is from RefSeq and is a predicted model, not a curated record. The transcript is spliced from 15 exons. NCBI's taxonomy places the organism in Eukaryota, Viridiplantae, Streptophyta, Magnoliopsida, Cucurbitales, Cucurbitaceae. Gene Ontology annotation, biological process: fatty acid beta-oxidation. Bases 174 to 1394 code for a protein of 406 amino acids.
GAACAACAACAACACACCAGCAAUUUCGAAUUUCCAGCAACAAAUUCAUUCAACAAUUUGCAUCACCAAAUUUGAUUCUUCUCUCUAACUCUCUCUUCUGGUUAAUCGAUUUCACGGCGGUUUUCUAGUGCUCAGAGAGAGUGAAGGAAGGAGGUUUUCUUCCUUAGCAUACCAUGGUUACGGCAGCAGCAGCAACAGAUUCGAUAAAUCCAAGAGAUGUUUGCAUAGUUGGUGUUGCACGCACACCAAUGGGUGGAUUUCUUGGUAGUUUAUCAUCUUUAUCAGCCACCAAGUUAGGAUCCAUAGCAAUUGAAGCUGCACUCAAAAGGGCGAAAGUUGAUCCUUCACUUGUACAAGAAGUGAUCUUUGGCAAUGUUCUAAGUGCAAAUUUGGGGCAGGCUCCUGCCAGACAAGCUGCAUUAGAUGCAGGAAUACCUAAUUCAGUGAUUUGUACUACUGUCAACAAAGUUUGUGCGUCAGGGAUGAAAGCAACAAUGCUUGCGGCACAGAGUAUCCAGUUAGGCAUUAAUGACGUUGUAGUUUCUGGUGGGAUGGAAAGCAUGUCAAAUGUACCGAAGUACCUUGCAGAAGCAAGGAAGGGGUCUCGUCUUGGUCAUGAUUCUCUUGUUGAUGGAAUGCUGAAAGAUGGUUUAUGGGAUGUCUAUACUAACUCUGGCAUGGGAAAUUGCGCCGAGUUAUGUGCAGACAAAUAUGAAAUUACAAGGGAGGCUCAGGAUAACUUCGCUGUUCAGAGCUUUGAGCGUGGUAUUGCUGCCAAGGACAGCGGUGCCUUCGAAUGGGAAAUUGUUCCGGUCGAAGUUUCUGGAGGAAGGGGAAAACCAUCGACUACUGUCAAUUCGGACGAUGGCCUUGGAAAGUUCGACCCUGCCAAGUUGAGGAAGCUUCGACCAAGUUUUAAAGAGUAUGGAGGUACCGUAACUGCAGGCAAUGCGUCCAGCAUAAGUGAUGGUGCUGCUGCCAUAGUUCUAGUGAGUGGCAAGAAGGCAUUGGAACUUGGGCUGGAAGUGAUAGCAAAAAUCAAAGGAUAUGCUGAUGCUGCUCAUGCGCCAGAAUUUUUCACAACUGCACCAUCCCUUGCAGUUCCAAAGGCUAUUUCCCAUGCUGGCUUAGAAGCUUCACAAAUCGACUUCUACGAAAUAAAUGAAGCGUUUGCUGUUGUGGCUCUUGCUAAUCAGAAAUUGCUUGGAAUCUCUCCUGAUAAAGUUAACGUACACGGUGGAGCCGUGUUGUUGGGACAUCCUCUUGGUUGCAGCGGGGCACGUAUCUUGGUCACGCUUUUGGGGGUACUAAAGCAAAAAGGUGGGAAAUAUGGAGUUGGAGGUGUUUGCAAUGGUGGAGGUGGUGCAUCUGCUCUUGUAUUGGAGCUUGUGUGAAGCUGUUCGAGUCUCGAGCGUAUGCGUCAAAGAAAACUGAUAAGGUAACGUGUCCGACCAUGGUUCGUAUUAACUUGUUGUCUUCUUUUUCCCCCUUCUGAUGAUGAUAGGCUUAGAGAUCUGGAGAAGUAGAGGCAAUCAAGAUGUGUAAUAAGGUUAAAAGUGUAUUGUAUUUAGCCUU